GCAAAAGGUCCAAAAGCCUUUGCACCUCUCGUCUGACUCCGACCCUCCGCCGUUCUCCUGAACGAACGUGUUACUAACCAUACAGCUUCGCCUGCCCGGCGUGGAGGAGCCGCCGCGAUGGCUCCAGAGAUUGAAAAUUGGGACGAUGACGCAGACUUCCAGGGCGACAUCAACUUUGGCACUUCAACCGGCGCACACUCGACGGGCUUCUCGUCCCGCCGCUCUGUGAGCGCACGCUCAGAGUCGAAUGCUGCCGAUGAAGACUGGCACGUUCUUAUCACCCCAAGCGACGACGAGGCGACGUCCAAGGCGAUAGCCUCCGCCAAACAAGUUGGCAUCCCCAUUCCCCAGAAUGUGCCUCCUUCCGCCCUGCUGGGCGGAGCGAUCAAGCGAUUAGGAAAGCAGAGAACCCCCGCCAAAAGGAACGUCGCGGACGACUGGGGCGACGACUUCGACCUCGGGGGCAGCCACGAGGUCGGGCUCAAGCUCAAGGUGGGCUUGGGGAAGGAAGGCCCAGUCACGCCGGCCGCGAACACCAACGCCGCCUGCAUCGACGACGAUUUCGACAGCGAGUGGGCGGAAGGAAGCCUUGGCAUCAGGUUCGGAGGCACGCGACGCGACACACGUGGUCGCUCUUCCUCCGUCUCUGCCAUGAGUCCCAGCAUGGGCAGUUGCACGAGCAUGACUGGGGAAAGCGAGGAUGACGAGCUUGGCGGUCUCGUGUUCCCCGACGAGCCACUUGAUUUCAAAGCGAGGCUCGAGCAGCGGAAGCAGCAGGACAGCGAUUUCGAGGACAGGUUCGAUCCACCCUUGAAUGUGCCAGCCAAGCGCAUUCGGCCCGGCGAGGACGACGACGACAUGCUCUCGGGCCUGGAACUAGGCGGCGUUGAUAUCAUCGAGCACUCUAAGAAGCGCAACCUGAAUCGCAACGUCAAGAUCGAGCUUCCAAAAACCCGGACGUCCUCCUCGCGCUCGUCUGUUACGACCAUAACCUUCACUGACAAGUCUUCCACGUCCCGGAUCCCGCGGCCGACAAGCACAGCCUCCAAGCAUUCCCAAUUGGCACCUGUUUACGAGACUGGCAACGGCCAGUCCUCACAGUCUACAAAGCAACCUUACCUCCAACGCACAAGCCGGCCUGCUCCAACCACGACGAGUGCUCAGCUGCUGCGACAAAAACGCUCUGCACCGGUCCUCGGCCGGCCAACUGCCGGUCUGAGCAAUAGACAGUCUGUGCCGUUUCUUCCUGCUGGUGCUGCUUCAGGUCAGUCGCAUAACGUCAAUGCUCGAAUUAGCCACCAACGUCAGGUUUCUGACCACCAUGAACGUCCUAUGUCGCCUCCGGCUCGAUCCUUUUCUCGCAUGAGUGUGGCAGAGCAACAGCGUGCUACACCAAGUAGAACGAGUCAGCGUCGCGAUGCUCAUAUUGCCCCACCUCAUCUUGCUCGUGUCGCCGUUAGCAACCAGCGACUGAGGGUGCAAAUCAAGCGAGAGUACGGGAAAGGCGAUGAACUCGACGCUUUCGAUGAUCUUCCGACCUCAGCGGCAAAGGAAAGCAAAUUCAUGAAGGAACCAAAGGCCUAUGGCCCCGCCACGCUCCGGCGGAAGGACAGUCGGACGAACCUGAAGAUGCAAAUGCCAGAAAGAUCCGCAACUGCGACUCCGGGGUCGGCGACGACUCCCGCUUCUUCAACUGUGCCUUCGACUCCAGGUGCACCGGCGACGCCGAAAUCAUACUUCGUUCCUCGGCAGGACAAUACCCCACGCUUUGCUCGAGACACUGCAGCGAGCCGCAACGCACGUGAGCAGAGACUCAGCCAACUGUCUACAGCAUCCCAACCGAGCUUACGACGAACGGAUGGGCCCGUCAUGCCUUCACACAUCAAUUGGAAGGCUCAAGUUGCUGCUCGCAGCCCACACAACAGUCCUACUGCGACUAGAAAGAAGAGCUCGAAGGACAUUAAAAAGAAUUUCAUUCCUUUAUCGAUGGCGCCUCCAGUUAAGAAUGAGAAAGGAAUGGUCUAUAAUGCUGCCAAGCAGCGAUGGGAGGGCAAUGAGAACAUGGUGUAUAAUUUCCCCGAUAAUCCUUCGACGUCAACGCUCCCACUGCAGCCAACACAUGGCAUAAAUCAUUCUCACCAUCACCAUACAAACAGCAUUCCAAGCAGCAUAGCCCUUGGCCAUCGAGAACCAAAUACACUUCCACGACACGGCAGUCCCCCGCGACCAGCGUUGAUCGCCAAUGUCAACCAGAACCGCGGACCACGCAUAGAACGCGGCAUGGUCUUCGACCCAGAAAAGCACAAAUGGCUCAAAGUUGAUCCUCGGCAAUUGGAUCGGCAUGAUAAGCCUCUCACACCCGGAUCCGUCUCCAUUGAAGAAGAUGACGAUCCAUUUGCUGGCAUUGAAGAUCUGCCGGACGAGCGCAGCAAGAUCACACCUGGAAUGGGCGGUAUAAAUAAAGAAAACAAUGUCAUGGACGAUGACUGGAACCUCGGCGAGGAAUUUGAUCUAGGUCAACGAUUCAUCAAGCGUCAGCGGAUCGAAGAAGUCGAGUGGAGAAAGUGGACAGAGAAAUGGUUCAUCAAUGGCGAAGCGCGGCCGAACGACGGUGACAGCUGGAAAUGGGAGAUCAGACGAGUAGCGGAGCGAUAUCAGAACGAGGGCUUCUCAUGAUGAUCCCUCUAGCCCGCUAACACAAAUUUUCCAGAGGGGAAGUUAAGCAUUUUCGAGCGUUGUCUCUUGUGUUUAUAUGAUUAUGGCAUUUCUGCGGAGUUUUUAACCCUCAUGAUGAUCAUGACUUGAUCUAAGGCGGGGUGGCUACACUCUGUACGAAUUUCUCUGUGCGAAUGCGAUGAGCAUAAGGUCACGAUUGAUGAAGAUGACAUUUGGGAUUUCACGAUAUGAAAUAGAGCUUUAUAAUGGUACUUUGAAAUUAUCCUUCGCA
Verruconis gallopava is the source of this 2947-nucleotide messenger RNA. RefSeq lists its product as uncharacterized. The transcript is spliced from 2 exons. The coding region runs from base 118 to 2676 and encodes 852 amino acids. NCBI's taxonomy places the organism in Eukaryota, Fungi, Ascomycota, Dothideomycetes, Venturiales, Sympoventuriaceae. Gene Ontology annotation, molecular function: GTPase activator activity. Gene Ontology annotation, biological process: mitotic spindle orientation checkpoint signaling; regulation of Ras protein signal transduction. Gene Ontology annotation, cellular component: SIN/MEN two-component GAP complex; mitotic spindle pole body. The record is from RefSeq and is a predicted model, not a curated record.